Messenger RNA from Closterium sp. Naga37s-1, 5724 nucleotides. Lineage: Eukaryota; Viridiplantae; Streptophyta; Zygnematophyceae; Desmidiales; Closteriaceae. The record is from the annotation of a GenBank genome assembly.
AUGGUGCACCACGUGGAUGUCAACCUCCCCUGGAACCACUCCCUCUGCGCCUGCUGCCUCUCGCGCAUCCUCCACCCCGCCACCCCCACCACCUACCAAAUCGCCACCCCCAACGCCCUCCGCCUGCACCUGCAGCAGCCCGUGCAUGAGAGCAUCAAGCCGUGCCCAGCCAGCCACAACCGGCCGUCCCAGGCUAUCCUUGCAUAUUCCGCCACAGUUAGGGUGCAGGGUGUCUGGGGUACUAUGGGCCCGGGUGUGGGGCGUGGGGGGAGCGGGCGCACUGCGCUUGCCGCUGCGGCUGCUCGUAGGGGUGGGGUUGGCGGUGGUGGGGGUCUUUCUAGGGUUGGCAUUUCUGCAGGCUCUCCUGCGGAACAGUUCAAGUGGAAGGCGGAUAUUGCGCCCAUGCCUGCGGCCGAGGGGAUGUUCCUCGAGUGGAUGGCAGAGCCACGUGUCGGGCUGCUGUUGGACCUGGAUGUGGUCAGGUGCCAGCUGGCAGAUAUGAUGAAGAUUCACGAUCUGGUAGCAGCAAGUGGUGGCGUUACAGCCGCUGGUGCUACAACCGCUGCUGCUACAGCUGCUCGAGCGACCACCUCUCGUGCUUCCAGCGCCGUUGUCGCUACAGCCAGUGGUGCUACAGCCGGUGGUGGUGCUCCCAAGCACUUCUGGUGGUGCUGCUGGCAGUGCAGUGCGUGUUGGACCGCCUACCGCCGCUGCCUCUCUGUUGUCGUCUUCCUCGUGCUUGUAGCGAGGCUUCCCCGUAUAGUCACAAUCUGGCGCCUGCACAUGAAAUCCUGCUACGUUGCCUUCCCCGCCCUGGCGAAUCAGCUGAACGCGGGGAGGCAGAUCGGGGGGGUGGGGGGCAGGCAGGCGGAGCGGCAGGCGAGUAGGCAGGCGGGGAAGGGGGGAGGGAGGCAGGCGGGUGGGGAAGCAGAGGAGGAUUGCUUUGGAUCGAUCCUGGCGCACGGGGGUAUGAGAGCGGGGAUGGGGAGAGGAGGGGGGGUAGGAGGAGGGAUUGGCUGGGUGGAAGGGGGAGAGGAGUGGAGGGAGGGGUUGAGAGGGAUGGAGUGGGAUGUGUAUGUGGAGCGUGUGGGGGAGAUUAUCUCCCAGGGGGGCCUGGAGGCUGAACAGUACAGUGGCAUGGUGAUAACUGGCGUUGACCCGACUGACUUUGCUCUCCGGGCUGCAUUGACACUCUGUGUGCCGCUCGCUGCCGUCUACGGCAUGCAAGCGUUUACCGGGGCGUGCAGUAACAGGUACAAGGAGCGCGUGGAGGGCGCUGCUGUGGAGGCAGCCAGGCAGCGGCUGGCAGAGAGGCUGGCAGAGAGGGCGGAGAGGCUGGCAGAGAGGGCUGAGGAGUCUGGACAGGGGAGUGUGGUGGAAGGGGGAGUAGCAGUGAACACUGAGAAGAAAGUGGAGGAUCAAGCUGCAGCAAGCAGUGCUGCCCGUCUCGUGCCAGUCAUCAGUGACCCAGCAGUGGCACUUUUCACGUACCGUGCCGCCUGCCUCCUUCAAUGGGUGCGAGUGCACGGCCCCAGGCUCAACCCCCCCAGCUACUGCACCCGCACCAACCCUGAAGCACCAGUCCUGGCGCUCCCGCACCCGGUGCACGACCUCCCGAGCCUGCUGGUCAGGUUCGGCGCCAUCCCAAAACCUGCGGGCACGGCAGGUUCGGAAGGUUCUGCGGUGCAGGAGUUUGGUGUGGGAGGAGGGGUUCCGGGGUGGGAGGAGUUUCCAGUGGGGGACAGAGAGGCCCUGAAGGCACAUAGCAGUGGCAGUGCCCUGGGAGGGAGGGAACGAGUAGAAGGCAUAGGAGGGGUGGAAGAGGUAACUGCAGGGCUUGCGACUGGGGAGUUUUUGGGGCUGAAUACCUUUCAAACAGGCAGCUUCCGGGACUCUGUGUUUGACCGAGAUGAGAUGCUGAAAGAAUUCAACGUGGGGGCUGCCAAGAGUCUGCAGGAGAGGGGGAUUGCCACGAGCCCAGUAGAGGACAUGCAAGAGUAUCGAGCUGCCAGGGCUCUGAGUGACAGCAGCAUGGUCACUCCCGCAUUCCCGACCCUCGCGGACCGCGUCGAGGAGUUUCUGCGAAGGUUCUCGCCGAAACGGCAGGCGAAGGAGGGGCGAGGCGGGCCGCUGGCACGAGCGAUCACCGACUGGGUGCUGCGACUCCACCUGACAGCUGCAGCUGCAGAGACAACAAACAGCAGCAGCAGCAGUAGCAGCAGCAGCAGCAGGGGGGCAGAAGGAGAGAGGAGGGACAUGAGCUUUGCGGCGCUGGCCCUGGGGGCGUAUUCCCCGGCCAAGUUAAAGCCCAUGCUGAGAUCCGCUCAGGAGGUGGACGCGUUUCUGGAGUUCAUGGCGGCCAUGACCACCCUCACGCCCGCCUGCACCGGCUGCAGCUUGUGCCUCAACGUGUUCAACCGGGCAGUUACUCCCGCGGCCGUUGUUGCCUCGUUUGCUUUCCGCCCCUCCUCGGUGCUCCUCCGCUGCAUCCUCUCGCUGUAUCCCCAGCGCUUCACUCCGAUGAAAGAGCUCCUAGACACGCUCGGGAUCCCCCCCCUGCCAGACCUGGUCCCGAACCGGCUCGUGGCUCCUCUUCUCGAAGGCGUGUUGGAGCACAAGCGCUUGCACUUCCUCUACACCGCAGCCAUCCUGCUGUCUCGGGAAGGCGUCGUACAGGACAUCAUGGAGUUACACAGAGCAGAUGGGGUGGUGAGGAGUGAAGAGGAGUUCAGAGAGGUGGAGUGGAACGGAUGGGAGCGGGGGGAGGAGUGGCUGAUGUGGGAGGAGGUAGAUAGCUGGAGAAAUGCGGUGCUUAGAGCAUGGCCUGUUACUGAGAUGUAUGAGGCGCCGCAUAGCUGGGCAGCGACUGGGGUGGAAGAGAGGGUGAGGGAGUGUUGUGCGGGGAUGAGGUUGAGGGAGAGGGAGUAUGAGGAGAUUUGUAGGGGGAAGGAAUGGGAUUUGGUGGAUAGGAUGGUUGCUGCUGCUGCUGCUGGUGCCGCUGCUGCUGCUGCUGCUGCUGCUUCGGAGGCUGAGAGUGAGGUGGGAGGCGGGUUGAAAAUCGCGCCUGCAUGCCUGGUGCCGUGGGUGGGGGGAGUGAACCCGUUUGCAUGCCUACGGGAGAUGCUGCUGGGGGAGACGUGCUACUGGGAGUUAUCAGAUGGGCGGAGGGUUGGGGUGACACCUGGGGCAGGUGCAGGAGCAGGAGAAGCAGGAGGAGCUGUGGCAGCAGGAGGGGUGCGUUGCUGUGCCUUCCCCGAGUGUGGCCGGGCGGAGGGGCCGGGGAGGCCGCCAUUGAAGGCUUGCUCGCGGAAGGCGUGGAGUGCUCCUUCCCCACCCCCUCCAUUCUCCCCUUUCACGCCUCCGAGCCAUCACCGUUCUCAAAGGAGACCAAUGAUAAGUUUUUCUUUCGUACUCAUCGCCCUGCGUUUGUUCCGCCCCAACGCUUUUCCUCCCCUCCUCCUUCCCGAAUCCCUCUCCCCUCCUCUUUCCCCCCUUCUCGCCCUGUGCUCUCGCGUCCCCCCGCCUGUCCAGUUCCUAGAGUGGGCAGCAUUUUACUUCCUAGCAUGGGCAGCAUCCCACGGGUUGUACCUCUCCCCUAAGACACGAAUCAAGCUCACACCAGACGUCCCACCAGAGCCUCUCGAAUCCGCUACAGACAGCCCCGCUACAAAGACAAAAACCACUAGCGGCAGCAGCAGCAGCGGCGGUGGUGCCGGUGGUGGUGGCAAGGGUGGUAGCAAGAAGGGGGAGAAGGGGGGCAAAGGGGGGAAAGGGGAGAGUGGAGGGAGUGGGAUGGUGCGUUUGGUGCGAGGGCUGGUGGCAGAGGCGGAUAUGGAGUCGGGAGACACGCUGUGCAAGAUACCGAUGUCUCUAGCCCUCUGGUUCAACACCAGCCAGGACGGGGAUGCGGAGGGAACACGAGGAGGAGUGGCAGUAGUGGGUGGGGCGGGCGGGGCGAAGGGAGGCGGGAGCAUGAGGGAGAGGAUGAGGGAGAUGCGGCAGCGGGUGCUACAGGGGAGGGCGGCUGCUAAGGCCAGCAUUGGCGGCGGUGGGAGGAAGCAGCUCGGGUGGGACCUGGUGGCUCUGCGGAUUCUUGAAGAGAAAGCAAAGGGUGAUGCCUCCCCCUGGGCGCCCUACAUCCGCUCCCUGCCUCCCUCUGUUCCUCUGCCCAUCUUCCUCCCUCCUGAGGAGGAGGGAGAGGUGCAGUGGGCAUCGACCAUGGAGCAGGUGAAGAGGAUGAACGAGGAGAUCAGAGAGACAUACCACAAGCACCAUGAUUCCACGCAUCCCACCCUUUCCUUUGAUGAGUACAAGUGGGCGGUUUCAAUGGUUCACAGCCGGGCUUUCACUCUGCCAGUCAGGCCGGGCGGCAAGUUUGAGCAGUUUGUGAUGAUGCCGUUCAUGGAUGCCAUCAACCAUCAUUACAACAACCACAUGGACUGGAUGGCAAAGCCUGUCUCAUCUGAGGGGGUGUUGGAGAUCCGGCUAAAGCGGGCUGCCAAGAAGGGAGAGCAGCUCUUCACAUCCUUUGGGCCCCGCAGCAACGAGAACCUCUUUCUCUACUAUGGUGAGUGGGGCCGCCAAGAAGGGAGAGCAGCUCUUCACAUCCUUUGGGCCCCGCAGCAACGAGAACCUCUUUCUCUACUAUGGCUUCAUUUUUACCACCCCCCUUCCCCCCACCACGCACAAGCAGGUUUCAUUCUGGACGGCAAUCCCUUUGACAGCCUCGCUCUCUUCCCCUCCUUUGAGGAUUCAGUGCGCUGGCUGCUCGACCGCGUCUACACAGACUGCCGCUCCGACUCCCUCCAGCGCCACAUGACCGUCGCAGCCAUCGCCGGCGCCUCCUCCUCCGCCGCCUCUUCCGCCGUCGCCUCUGCCGCUGUCUCUUCCUGCUCGCGAAUCUCUUUCACUCAGGCGUGGAAGCAGGCCCGCGCGGCCCUUGAUCGGCCCUCGUCUCAUGAUGCCUCCCGGGGGUUUGAGCGAGACAGGAACCUCUGGUGGGAUUUAAUGAACAGCUGGGCUUCGUUUGGGUAUGAGAUUCUGCCGUACCGGGCAGGACCGGAUGUUCGUCCGGCGGGGAGGAUCGACCCGAGCCUGCUCGCCGCGCUUGCUGCGGCGGCUCGGUUUGCAGCUUCGGCGCCGAACCGGACUCUGCCUGCUGGUGCGUUUCCGAGGUGCCCGCCUGGUUGGCGGAAAGAUGGGAAGAGUGGGGGCGGUUGGGGGAGGGUGGGUGGUGCGGGGGAGGGGAAAGGAGGUUUGUCUUGGCCUAGAUGUUGCCGAACCAAGGCAUGGAGGAUAGCGUGCCGGAGUGAUGGGGUUGGGGGGAACGUAGGGUCAACCGAGUCAACAGGGUCAACAGGGAAUGAGGUGGAUGAUGAAUUGGGGGAUGAUGGGGAGGUGCAGACAGGAGGGGUCUCAGGCAUAUCUACAGGUUCAACGGACGGUGAGGAUGCAGCGAAAGCAGCAUUAAGAGCAGCUAAGGCAGCAGAGGACGAAGCUGCAGUGGCUGCAGCGGAGUAUGUGAAGCUGCUUAUAGUGAGGCGGUGCCGCGAGCUGAUGAUCGGCAUGGCCACGCCCGCACACUAUGAUUGGUGGCUGCUGCAGGAUGUGGAUCGCGUGGGAGGGAAGCUUCUGGGAAGCGAUGGAGGGGUGGAUGGGACAGGAGCGAAAAGAAUCGGUGUUGUCGCCGCAACGGUUGCUUGCUGUCAAGUAUCGGCUCAGUAG